AUGUCUUUCCCGGUAGAGAUACUCACGAACAUCGUCGAAUGCAACGAAGAUAGCGUUGGGACGCUUAUCUCCUGGGCGCACAUAUCAAAUUACUAUAAGCACGUCAUUAGUCAUCGGAUUGGUAUAGUCACCGUAGUGGACGGCCCGAAUGAGUUGCAAGAUAUCCUGGGCUAUCAGAUACUUGUGUCCACAGGAAACCACGUUGUGGUGAGCACGGACCAGGACAGUAGUGCUAAUGCGGAGAUCUUGAAGGGGUUUUGUCCCCUGUUUGGAAAUCUGUUGCUCGUGGUAGACUCACAGAGGAGAUACAGCGAGGUGUUGAGCAAUUUGCUUGGUGUUGUGGCACAUUCGUGCCAACAACAUGCCACUGUCUCCGUUUUGUAUAGGACCAGGACAAAUUUUUUGAGUAAGCUAUAUUUCGCCGAGUUCAAAAGGUGUUGUGCCAUUUUGAACUUGGCAGAACUGUACGUUAUAGGUGAGAAUGGUAUCUCACUGGAUGACACCAUGUGCGAUAUUGAGAAUCUGUUUGCAAGAGUGUAUCUAAAUGAUGUCGAGAGCAUUUACUCCUUAGAUCUAUUGAACGCUCGAAAUCCACUAAUCGCACCGGGACUGGAAAUGAUUAAAAACAUCAACUUUGACUCACAAGUGGUCCGGCUCGACCAAUUUCUGGGCGGAAUACCAAACUUAAAAUACAUCGGUUCUGUCAAGUUCCCAUUGGGAAGUUCUGAUUGUACCACUUAUGUUCUUCCAGCCUGUGAUGUAAUAUCCUUCACGGAGUUCAAUUCAGGAGUCGCCUACCCUAUCAUUGACGGUAAGCAAGUGAGGAAGGAAGUUGCCAUAACAACUUCUUUGCGUACGCGAGAUCCAGAGUUUACUUCCCUGUGUCUUCCACAGGUAGAGACGAUGACGCUAAGUAUGCCCGGGAUUGCCAGUUACCAGUGGACAAGAUUUCAAAGCUGCCAAUUUGGUAAUUUGAUGAAUUUGAACUGCGAUGCAGCAAUCAUUCCUUGGGAGGACUUGAGUUUUAUUAAUGGGACAAUAAAGCACCUAUCCAUAAAACUGUACAGUAAAGAACAACUCGAAUGGUUGGAGAGUUGUCCUUUCAUAAUCAAAGACCUUGAAAUAUUUUCUAAUCGCAAGAUACAAAUGGGGAACGAAGCCAAAAGAUUAUUCAAUGUGAAGGCAAGCUCCCUAACAAUCAAAUUAGAAAGUUUGGAACAAUUUAAACUAUUUCAAGAUGUGAUAGUGCCCCUUGUGAAGGCGAACAAUAUUCGGCAUCUGAACAUAACGGUUGGUAUGAACAGCCUGCUGGACUCGGUGACAAGUAGUGUAGUACCCCGAAGAGAGUUGGGCUUAGAGUCAGAGGAUAGCACAAUAAUUUCUCGUCUUCCACCUCUAGAGUCACUAACCAUUCUAUCGGAAGAGAGGGAUGCUUUGGAUUAUAUGGGUUUAUCAUCUCAACAGCAACAAGUGUUCCUGUUGCACCAACAAAGAAGGAGGAGCAGUGCAACAGCUAGUGAGAAUAUUCUUAAGAACAUCCCCAACAUGGUUGAUUGUGGUACAUCAUCGCAAAUGUGUGGAAUGAGCUUCUUCGAAACUCAAGAUAGUGGAAAUUCACAAAGAAAACUAAGUAUGUCUGGCGUGUCAUCAAGUAUGGCAAGCCAAAAUAGGAAGAGACAUUCAUCGGUUGGCUCUUUGUUUUCGAAUCUUUCGCAUCUCUCCACAGGAGAAAUCGCCAUCGAUGACAACGAUGAUGAGGUGAUCGUCUUUGAACCGGCCGGCAGUCACUGUGGCAUAGUGACCACCAAUAUUAACGCACUCGAGUCCUGCAUGAUAUCUCUGAAAAGUUUUGUGACUCUGCCGCUGUUGAGAGUUUUGGUAAUGCCGGAAGAAGAGAAGAUAACUGGCCCAGCAGUUUCUGAUGUUGGAAAUAGGAUCAUAGAUCUACUACAUUAUCCAUAUCGAAUGAAAUUUCCGACAGUCUACAUUAAACACAUUCAAAUAAUGGUUGACUUUAAGAAUAAACGGAUUACCAAUACAGUCGGCCAGAAAGAAAAGGAGCAAUUCUUAAGGAAAUUAGGGACGUAUUUAGAGUCAAAAGGGUGUGUUUUACCUGUAUUGACCAAUUUAGGUUUGGAUCAGACAAGUAGUAAAGUUGAGAAGUCUGUCCUCAUUAAUUUUUAA
Huiozyma naganishii CBS 8797 is the source of this 2184-nucleotide messenger RNA. RefSeq lists its product as uncharacterized. The coding region runs from base 1 to 2184 and encodes 727 amino acids. The transcript has a single exon. Lineage: Eukaryota; Fungi; Ascomycota; Saccharomycetes; Saccharomycetales; Saccharomycetaceae. The record is from RefSeq and is a predicted model, not a curated record.